Molecule: messenger RNA, 5838 nt
Organism: Thecamonas trahens ATCC 50062
Lineage: Eukaryota; Apusomonadida; Apusomonadidae
Exons: 2
Coding region: 37-5736 (1899 amino acids)
Source: RefSeq, a predicted model, not a curated record
CAGCGAGAAGGCAGCCGCGUUUCGCUCUGGGACAACAUGUCGACGGCAGCUGAGCUGACACGGGGCAUCCCCCGAACGGGGGUCUCGUCCAAGCUGACAGAGACUGAGCGUGCGGGAAACAUGGCGACAUACUCGCGAGGACAGCCUCCUGCGGUGGGCGGCCUCCACACCAAAAUCAUUUCUUCUGGCGCCGACGGAAGGCAUGGACAGACGGGCUCGUCAGGCACGCCAGGCAUCGGAUGUGGCGGCAGCGGGGGGCCAGGAGGUCGCGGAAGUCCUGGCGAGCAUGGAGACGAUGCACUGGCACUUGAUGUGGCGCUCUCGGUGUCGGGCGACCGGGUGGUGGUCGGCUCGGCCAUGUUUGCGGGUGCCAUUGGCGGAACGGUAGCGCACGAGAGCGUCGACAACUCGUUCGAGCUUGGGCAUCCGGACACCUCGCUGUUUCUGGAGGGACGUGGCGGUGAUGGUGGGCGCGGCGGCGACGGCGGGCGUGGCGGCAACGGGGCGAUGGGCUCUUCCGGGCGUAACGCGACGCGGCACUCGUCGGGAACCAACGGCGGGCCAGGAGGAGCUGGUGGGCGCGGCGGCGACGGCGGGCGCGGAGGUAACGGCGGUAACGGAUCGCAGAUGCGGGUACGGGUGGAUCUGAGCGAUGCAGAUUUGCUCAUGCUGCUGAAGCGGCCGCCGCUGGUCCGGCGUGGAUAUGCCGGCGCCGGCGGUCACGGCGGGUCCGGAGGCUCGGGAGGGCCGGGUGGACCGGGUGGGGCGAGCUAUUCAUGGACGACGACGUCGACAGACGCCAAUGGCGUCACACAGACGCAUCACCACUCGAACCCCGGCGGAUGCUCAGGCCCGUCAGGCCCACCUGGGCCGAGCGGCCAUGACGGGCCAGCCGGAACGGACGGCGGGACUGGGUCGUUUAUCAUCACUGUGGCGAACUCGGGGCUUUCGGCGGCGUGGCGUUACGAGCUUGUGGUGGUCAAUGACGUGGAGCUCAUGGACCGCGACGGGUACGGGGUGAUGGAGCCUGGGGCGCACGUGUUUGUCCGCCACUCGGUGCUGAACGAGGGCGGGCUGCCGACGCCGCGUGACCAGGACAUUGCGGUGUUUGUCAACUCGAACGAGUGGGUUCUCUGCCGGCCCGAGGACGAGGUGGUCAUUCCGAACGAGCUCAUGCCGGGCUGCUCGCAUCACCUCUCUGCAGCAAGCGCCACGUAUCCACUUGGCGAUCUCCACAUCCAGAUUGUGGAUGUGUUUGAGCCGCGGCACGGGCCUGCGCUGCGGGCGCGAGCUGUGCUCGACCACCAGGCGCGGGUCUCGCGCAUCAACCAGACGUUUGACCACGUGGCAGAUCAGAACACAUCGUUCCGUGUCGAGUAUCCGGUGGAGGUGACGCAGAUCCGGGGCAACUUUUCGAUUUCCCGGUCCGAGGAGGCGAUUCUGAUGGUUCAGGUGGUGAACAAGUCGUCGCUGGCGAUUGGUGUCGACGCGCUCGAGUUUCCGCGCUUCCUGCAGUCAUACAUCCGGCUGGUACCGUCGCCCGGGGUUGAGGUGCAGGAUCUGACGUUCCGCGACUACUACGCCAACGGUCUUGGCGCGAGCGGGUUCUUCAACCCUGAACUUGGCAUCACGCGUGACAUCAAUUUGCUUGCACCUGGCGGGGUGGCGUACGUGGCUGGCAUGGUCUCGUUCACGAACCCGGAGACGAAGCUCUACACGCGGGCGACGUUCCAGGUGGACCUCGCGGUGGGCCACGUCAACGACAAGAUGAGCGGGCGCAUUGUGCAGACGCGGCCGUUCCAGGUCCAGCUCGCCGAAGCGUACAGCUACAGCGAAGCGGAUGAGGUGCUGCUUGUGGUCAACUUGCACUCUGAGCUGGACGAAGUCAACGCGUGGCGGCGGCUGAUUGCGGCGGUGUUUGGCGGGGUGGGAGUGGCGGUGUGGAACGUCAACCUCUACCACGGGUUCUCGCUCGACUACGUGCCACGGAGCGGACCGGGAACGUCGCUGGGGGAGAUCUUUGCCGGGAAGACGGUCAUUGUGCUCAACAACCCGUACGAGGCGCGCGAGCGGAGCGACAACUACCCGCUUUUGGCGAUGCCGCUAACAGAGAUGAUUGAUGCGUUUCGUUGGGAGCCGCGGCUGAUGCCACUCACCAACGACCGGGCUGUGUACCACCAAAAGGCGAAAGAUAUUGUCGCAUUCGAGUCUGUGGACGACAUUUUCAAGGGCGAGGCGUCGACGACGUCAUUGGCGGUGUCCGAGGCGACGGCGGCAGGCCCGAUCCGGCUCUCGGCGCAGGCACCGGCGGACUUUGCCGGGUACGUGUCGAAGCGUGGGGCGUCGCGCGGGGCAGCGUUCAAGGUGCGGUACCUUGUGCUGCGGCGAGCGGUCAACACGCUUGCGUACUACAAGGACUUUGACUCGGGCAACCCGACAGGAGUCAUCUACUUGCCGGACGUGGUCGAUGUGCUCGACGAGUUCGAGGUCGACCCGCAUGCCAAGGACACUCCGACGGUGGACCGGGCGGCCAAGUUUCGGAUUGUGUGUCCGGAUCGGACGUACCACUUUUACAUCUCCGAGGCCGCGGCGUUGGAGCAUGCCAAGCACGGAAUCGCGGGCACGCCGCCGUCGCGCGAUGCCUGGGUCCAGUACAUCCGCGACGCGUGUCCGCGGAUUGGGCUUCCGCCCGAGCCUCCGGCACCGCUCUUUGCCGAGCUGAGCGAGGUGAUGCAGUCAACAAUGGACGAGUACGAGGACUUUGGCGACGACGACGACGAUGACGAUGACGACCUUGUGCCGGCAUCGCCCCCACCCGAGUACGUCGAGGCUGGACCGUCAGGAGGCGGAGAGAAGGCCAUGUCUCCCGCGUUGCUGGCCGCGACUACGUCGCCGGCUGGAGCUGGGGCUGGGGCCGGGGUUGAGGCUGGGGCCGGGGUUGAGGCUGGGGCCGGGGUUGGGGCCGGGGCUGGGGCUGGGGCUGGGGCUGGGGCUGAGACUAUGGGGUCGGCGCCGCCGGCUGAGGCUGUGGGGUCGGUACCGCCAGCUGAGGCUGUGGGGUUGGUGCCGCCGGCUGAGGCUGGGGCAUCGGCGCCGCCGGCUGAGGCUGUGGGGUCGGUACCGCCAGCUGAGGCUGUGGGGUUGGUGCCGCCGGCUGAGGCUGGGGCAUCGGCGCCGCCGGCUGAGGCCGUGGCAUCGGUACCGCCAGCUGAGGCUGUGGCAUCGGCGCCACCGGCUGCGACGACACCUUCGGCACCACCGGCCGAGACGGUGCCAUCGGCACCACCGGCCGAGACGGUGCCAUCGGCACCACCGGCCGAGACGGUGCCAUCGGCACCACCGGCCGAGACGGCGACACCGCCACCACCGGCCGAGACGGCGACACCGCCACCACCGGCCGAGACGGUGCCAUCGGCACCGCCACCCACCCAGCAGGGCGACGAGUGUGAUCCGACGACGGUGCCAGCGUCCCACCCAGGUCUGUUUGCGGGUACGCUGUCGAAGCGCGGAAAAGGACUGUUUGGCAAGGGCUACAAGGCGCGGUUCUGCGUCCUCCGCGUGGUUGACCCGCCGCAUCCACAUGCACCAGCCAUCCUUACCUACUACAAAAGCGACAACUCGUCAUCGCCACAGGGCUUUGUGCCACUGGCACGGUUUGAAAUCCGGCCCGGCGGCACCCGCGAUUCGUUCCUGCUCGCCACACCGGACCGGACGUACUUUUGGUCCGCGACCGAAGCGGCGACAGAUGAAGCGACACCGAGCGGACACACACGGACUGUGCCACCAGGCGCGUCAGCAGAGGACAUAGUCCUGCUGUGGAUGGCCAAGCUCCAGCCGUUCUCGCGGCGGUUUGCGCCGGCACGCAAGGGGUCGAACUCGUCGCUACUCACUGUCGGCGAGAGUCCCGACUCGCCACCAGUCUCGGACGCACAGGCUUUGUUGCGGGCAGCGCGGCGAAGUGUCCGCGAUCUGGCGGUUGUCUCUGUCCCACGGCGCGACGAGGGCGGUGAUGCCUACGACGGCUCGGUGUCGGCGACCGGUGGAUGCGGGACACGGCUGGCCAAGGCCCAGACGACACCUGCGCACGCACCAGCCGACUUUUAUGGUGUCGCGCGCAUCCGGACGUCCAAGCUGAAGGACGGCGAGUUUGAGGAAGAUGCCAAGACGCUGUUUGUCACCCUCCGCGGACGGGUGGUUGCGUGGUACAAGUCUGAAACGGCCAAGAAGCCGAUUGAUGUGCUCUCACUCCGCAACUUUCGGCUUGUUGCGCCGCAGCGCGUCGGCAACGCUGAAGCCGAUAUGGCCAAGUUUGCUGCGGUUCUUGCGCCGCAGCCGUCAGCGGAGAUUAUCAUUGUCACUCCAAUGGCCGAGGUUCUCUUUUCGUUUGACAUUCGCGGCGCGCCUGGCCUCGAUGAGUGGCUCCCGCUCUUCAUCGGCCUCACCGAGGAGGAAGUGCCGCACCUCACGAUGGCGCACUUUGACGCGUCGGCUACGACAUCGGCCGUCAUCCCGGUCAUGCGCAAGUACUUGUUCGGCGCUCUUCCCCAAGAGAAGCACCUGGUCGACGCAGCACGCAAGCUCUCGGCUAAGCUCACGCGCAAGUUCCCGGCGGAGCGGUUCAUCAUCGAGUACGAAUACUAUGCGCCAGCCAAGAAGACCGGGAUGGCGCCGCGCAAGGCGUACCAGCUCGGAGUGUUGGUCAUCAAGCGUGGUAUGCCACGGGUUAACUCGGGCAUUGUCCCGCUGGUGCUCUCAGAGACCGAGGCGCUCGCGAUGCACGACCCCGGGACGACGCAUCGGACCGGUGUCUUCUCGAACGCCAAUCUUUUUGCGCUGUACAAGUCACUGUCGUUCGCUCACAAGCUGCAUCUGCUCAACACAGUGGCGCGACCGUCGUACCAGCAGCUGACACUCAUGUACCACGAGCUGUACACGAUUGCACAGGAUGUAGACGCGUUUGACGGGCGGACGCGGUGGGAGGCGACUCUCCAACCGAUGGAGGCAACGCUCCUGGCGUGGGCUAUCUGCUCGGACCUCGCCGAAGAGAUCUCGGCGUUCCGGCUCUCCAAGACAAACGGCCCUCUCAACAAGGCGACCGUUCGCGACGGUCUCACUCUUCACAGCAUGUUUGCCACCCACGCUAUCAAUCUGCGGCCCGGCGAUCAACUCGACUCGCCGACCUCGCUGCUGCUGCUGUUCAUUGUCCUCACUGAUUGGACGCUAGUGCGGCGGAUGACGUCGCGAUGGGCGCUUGCAGUCCGGCGGUCUGGCGCGGUCUAUGCCGGCGUCACGUACUGGCUCGAGCUUUCGCUCUCGUCGAUGGCGUUUGCGCUGGGCGUGCCCGACGGCGCCAUCGGGAUUCCGGACGCAUUUUGCGAGAAGGGCCUCGUCAUUGUGACCCAAGACCGGGACGCGCCGGUUCCCGAGGUCCCGCCGCCGAUCCCGGUGCGGGCCAUCGCGCGCGCGCUCGCGGUUCGCUGGUGCGAUAUGAGCGACGACGCGGUGCUCGGCGCGGUUGCGGUCCGGUUCGGCGUCAACCCGCAGGUCGGCACGUUCUGGACGUCCGACGCGUGCGUCAUGUCGCGCGCUGAGUUUGAGGCCCGGGCCCGGGUCCGCUCGCUCUUUGGCUCGCCGGCCGACGUCGUCGAGGGCGUCGCGUCGUAUUCGACCCAGGCUGAUCGCCUUGCCGCUGUCGAGGCGUACAUGGACAACCACGAGCAGUGGAUGUACCUGUAGCACAGCCGAGUAUUUCACCAUCAGUUCGGCACACACAGGCUCGGCGGUUGGCCCAGAGUCAUCGUCAUCAUAUUACAGCACAGGCUCGGCGGUUGGCCCAGA